Messenger RNA from Strongylus vulgaris, 360 nucleotides. The record is from the annotation of a GenBank genome assembly. Lineage: Eukaryota; Metazoa; Nematoda; Chromadorea; Rhabditida; Strongylidae.
AUGCUAGUUGAUGAGGUGUCUCAAUUCGAUAUAGAGCUUACCGAACUUUGUACAUAUCCCAUGGUAUCGAAAAAGCUCAGAGAUUUGGUCAAACCUCACGAAAAUGGUCAUUCUCAUUCUCAUGACUCGCAUAUGUGUGCAGCUGCUCUGUCAGCUGGGACUGGCUAUCAAGAACUAGACGACCUCAUGCGGGAUCCACGUCCACUUCGAUUCAUAUUCCAUUUGUUAUCCGUUACACAGCCGGAAGAAUACGAAGCAGAAGGCUGGCAGCUUACAUCGGAAGAAAAAAUACAAUCUGUUGAAACGUUGCGAUUACAGGGAAAUCAGUUAUUUGCUGAGGUUUGGAUAGUUAGGUUCUAA